Molecule: messenger RNA, 2416 nt
Organism: Amphimedon queenslandica
Lineage: Eukaryota; Metazoa; Porifera; Demospongiae; Haplosclerida; Niphatidae
Product: intraflagellar transport protein 80 homolog
Exons: 23
Coding region: 103-2370 (755 amino acids)
Biological process (GO): cilium assembly
Cellular component (GO): intraciliary transport particle B; cilium
Molecular function (GO): protein binding
Source: RefSeq, a predicted model, not a curated record
CCGUAUUGAAUCUAUCAAUCUUCUUAUUAACUGAGCGUCUCUAUGACAACCUAGGAAAUAAUAUCAAAACCUUAUUAUGAAAUCUGGAGGGCCAGAAGUACUAUGAAGCUUAAAUUGACUAUUCCCAAAGAUCUAAAGCAUUCUGACGUAGCUAGUUCUAUUGGUUGGUCCACUACAAGUCAACUGUACUCCAUUGGCGAUGACCAUAUUAUUUUUCGGUGGGAUUUGAAAACCAAUGAGAAAACAGAGGUUGCCAAGCUACCAAAGGAUGUCUACUGCACUGAUGUCCAUUGGUUCCCUGGUCAUCCUGGGAAGAAACAAGCAACCCAGUCUGAGUCAUUUGCAUUGGCAUGCACCGAUGGUCGAUUUCUUUUGGUAUCAAAGACAGGACGUGUUGAAAAGACAGUCGAUGGACACAAAGGAGCUGUCCUUGGAGUGAGAUGGGCUGUACCUGAUGGAUCUGCACUUUUAACAUUUGGAGAGGAUGGCGCUGUCAAGAUAUGGUCUAAGACUGGAAUGUUGAGGACUGUACUCGUUCAAAAUGCCAUCCCAGUAUAUGCAGCAUGUUGGUCCCCUGACAGUAACCAAGUGCUCUAUACCAGUGGGAAGACGCUAAUAAUAAAGCCACUUCAGCCGUCAUCCAAGCCUAGUGUGUGGAAAGCACACGAUGGGAUCAUACUAGCGAUAGAUUGGAGCAGUACAGCUGGACUCAUCAUCUCUGGGGGAGAGGACAGGAAAUACAAAGUAUGGGAUAAUUAUGGAAGACUGAUGUAUUCCUCAAUGCAAAAUGAUGGACCAAUUACUUCUCUUUCCUGGACACCUGAUGGUGAACUGUUUGCUGUUGGUGGGUUUAAUACCUUGAGAUUGUGCGAUAAAGCUGGGUGGUCUCACAGUCUUGAUAAGCCACAGUGUGGGACAAUAUUCAAACUAGCCUGGUCUGAUGAUGGUACAAAUGUUGGAUGUGCCAGUGGAAGUGGGCAAAUAAUCAUAGGGAGUAUAGUUGGAAGACGUAACGAGUGGCGUCACUUGGAGGCUGUUGUAACAGAUGAAAAUAGUAUUACUGUAAGAAACGCUAAGAAUGACUCAAAGGAGUACAUAAUUUUGAAUGACCGGAUAGUUAAAGUUUCCUUGGACUGGGGUCACCUUAUAGUAACCACUGGCAGCCAAUGCAAUGUGUAUAGUGAGCGCAACUGGACAAUCCCGGUGACAGUUGAUCUAAGAGGAGGUGUGGUGAAUCUCAUUAAACAGGCCGAGAGGUUCUUUCUAGUGGUUGAAGUCUCAACUGGCAUACAGAUCAUAUCAUAUGAAGGACGCAUAGUCUCCACUAUAAAGAGCUCAGCACUUCAAGUGGACUCACUCAAUACUCAUAUAGUAUCACUAUCAAAUGAUACUGUAGCUAUUAGAGACUCAAGAGAUCACAAAAUAAUUCGUGUGUAUGAUGCAGUGAGUGGUCGGGAAUUACAUGAUGUCCAACACAAACACGACAUUGAGACUCUCGAUCUGAGUCGCUCGAAUUCUCAAAGAUGCAUCUCGUUCACUGAUAAGAAUCAUGAUCUGUACGUAAUGCAAGUUUUAAAGAAUGUGACUGCACCAAUCAGCAUAGGGUCAAUGGUUACAUCAAUGUCAUGGAACAAUCAAUACGAUGUAUUGGUUGGCACUCAAGACAAGAAAGUAGUUGCCUGGUAUUGUCCUCCAGUGGUUGGUACAGACAUUGACCUCCUCCCAUUGAUCACUGUUGAACUGAAUGGAGUUUAUUCAAAGAAUCCAAAAGUUGUUUCAUUCAUUGGUAAUCAUGUGACAUUACGCAGAUCAGACGGUGCCAUCAUAAUGACAAGCAUUUCUCCAUUCCCUUGUGUGCUUCAUCAACAUAUGCUAACAGGACAAUGGAACAGUGCUGUUAAACUCUGUCGUGUUGCUAAGGAUAGAGGACUAUGGGCAUGCUUGGCUGGAAUGGCAACUAGCAUGAAAGAGCUAGGCACUGCUAUUAUUGCUUAUUCAGCUAUCAAUGAAGUUGAUAAGAUUCGCUACUUGAAGUUCAUUCAGGGUCUAAGCAGUAAUGAGCUCAGGUUAGCUGAGCUGGCAUUGUUUUGCCGUCAACUCCAGGCAGCUGAAUCAAUGUUUGUUCAGGCUGGGUUUGUAUUUAGAGCAAUAGAAAUGAACAUGGAAUUGUUUCAAUGGGAAAGAGCUCUCGAUUUGGCAAUACGGCAUAAGACUCAUGUUGAUACAGUCCUGGCAUUCAGACAAAAGUAUCUUGAGGAAAUAGAUUCUAAAGAAACCGUAAAGAAGUUCCAGCAAUACACAGAAAAAAUUGCUAUUGACUGGGACAAAGUUAUCGCUAAAGUUACCCUUGAACAUGAAAAGAUAAAAUGAAUAAGCAUAAUUAUUAUUAUUACUACGGUCUUCUCAGCUCUCUUAU